Molecule: messenger RNA, 2279 nt
Organism: Hirundo rustica (Barn swallow)
Lineage: Eukaryota; Metazoa; Chordata; Aves; Passeriformes; Hirundinidae
Gene: ANKRD35
Product: ankyrin repeat domain 35
Exons: 11
Coding region: 1-2154 (717 amino acids)
Molecular function (GO): protein binding
Source: RefSeq, a predicted model, not a curated record
AUGGAGAGCUGGACGCGGCAGGACCAGAAGCUCCUGGAGGCGGUGACACGGGGGGACGUGGCCCGAGUGGCCGCCCUGGCCGCCCGCAAGGCCGCCCGCCCCGCCAAGCUCAACGCCAGGGGACAAUCCGCGCUCCACCUGGCUGCGGCCGAGGGUCUCACUGAGUGCCUGACGCUGCUGCUGGAGCACGGGGCCCCCGUCAACGAGACGAACGAUGACGGCAGCACUGCCCUGCACUUGGCCACCAUCGCCUGCCAGCCCCAGUGCGUGAAGGUGCUGCUGCAGCACGGAGCCAACGAGCGCCAUGCGGACGGGCAGAACCGGACACCGCUGCACUGGGCCGCCUCCUCGGGCUGCGCCUCCAGCGUCCUCCUGCUCUGUGACCACGAGGCCCCGCUGGACGUCCCCGACGCCCACGGCCGGACCCCUCUGAUGCUGGCGGCGCGGGGGAACCACGCGGCCGUUUGUGCCCAGCUCCUGCGGCGCGGGGCCGAGCCCGGGCUGGCCGACAGGGACGGCAGGACGGCGCUGGAGCUGGCGCUGGCUCACGGCAGCCUGGAAGUGGCCGAGCUGCUGCAGGGUCACCAGAGGGGCAAGGACACCGGGAAUGUCACCGGGAAUGUCACCGGGAAGGCCCCGAGCUGGGCUCUCCGGAAGGUCCCGCACUGCAGGAGGAGGGCAGAGAAUGGAGCCGGACAGGUGGGGAUCCAGGGCGAGGAGGAGGAGGAGGCUGAAGAGCAGAGGGACGGACGCGCUGCCCGGCGGCUGCGGGAGGAGCUGGCGAGGAAGACUCUGGAAUGCCGGCGGCUGGAGGAAGCUGCCGAGGGCCUCGGGAGGCGGCUGCGGGAGCUCGUGCGGCUCCUGCCGGGACGGGAUGCGGGUGAGGAAGAGGAGGAUGAGGAGGAUGACGGCGCCUGCCUGGAGCUCCUGGCCCGGCGCGUGGCGGAGCUGAGGAAGAGGACAAGGGAUGAAGAGCGGGAAGAAGGACAGGGCAGCGCCGAGGCUCCAGCGCUGAUCCCGUUCCUGGCCUGGCUGGGAGAGGAGUGCUCCAAAAUGCGGGCAGCCAAGGCCGGAGCCUUCUCCCGGAGCCAGGAGCUGCGUCGGGAAGCAGAGAAUUCCCUCCGGGACGGGGCCGUGAGCCGGAGCGCGGCCGCCUGGGAGCAGCUGGCGGCGGGGCUGGAGCAGGCGCUGGACCAGCAGGACCGAACCCACGCCAGGAUGCUCCAGGGAUCCCAAAUCCUCCUGGAAAAGCUGCGUCGGGAGCCGGCGGCGGCGUGCCGGUGCGCGGUGAACGGCACGGAGCCGGCUCGGGGCGGCAGGAACCGGGAGGAGAAUCCCAGGGAGGACGGGAGGAUGGAGAAGGAGCUGCUGGAGCUGCGGGAGGGCAACGGGAAGCUCCUGGUGGAGCUGGCGCGGCUGGGCCGGGAGCGGGAGCGGCUGCAGCGGGAGCUGCGGGAGCUGCGGGAUCCCGGGGUGCGGGACGAGGCGCGGCGGCUGCAGCGGGAGCUGCGGGAGCUGCGGGACGGGCUGGGAGCGCGGGUGCGGGAGGCGACAGGAGACGGCGGGGCCGGGAUCCUCCGCGACCUGCACCGCAGGCUGGACGCGUUGGUGCGCUCCCAGCACGAAGCCCUGCAGCUCAUCACGGAGAUGGAGGGAGAGGCCGGAGAAACCGCCGGGAGCGACGGGGAGGGCGGGACACCGGGAGAAGCGGCGGCGGGUGCCGGUGCGCCGGCGGAGCCGCCGCGCUCGGAGGUGGAGCGGUGGCGGGAGGCGGCGGCGGAGGCGGAGGAGAGGGCGGCCGGGCGGGAGCGAGAGCUGCGGGAGCUGCGGGAGACGGCGGAGGGACGGGAGCGCAGCCUGGCAGCGCUGCGGGAACGGGCGGCUCGGCUGGAGCGCGCCUGCCGGGACAAGGACGGGAAGCUGAAGCAGCUGCUGGCGGAGACGGAGAAACUCUCGGCCGAGGUGUUGGGGCUGCGGGGCCGGAGCGCCCAGCUCCAGCUCCAGCUGGAGGUCCAGCAGAAGCAGCACCGGGACACCGUGGCCGUGUACCGGAGCCACCUCCUGCAGGCUGCCCAGGGAUUCAUGGACGAGGGCGUCCACGCCGCGCUGCUGCGGAUCCUGCGGGCCGAGGCGGGAGCGGGGCCGUGGCAUUAAACCGGGAGACCGCGGCACACACGUGGCCUGUGUCCAUUCCUUACCCCACUGUGUCCCAUUCCUUACCCCACUGUGUCCCAUUCCUUAUCCCACUGUGUCCAUUCCUUAUCCCACUGUGUCCCAUU